AUGACUUUACAAUUCCAGUCUACACUGGGAUAUCUCAAAGAGCCACCCGCGGGCUACCAACGAGCACCAUUCGACGUCGACAAAGCUUUAGACGAGAUAAAGCAGAACGUGACUGCGGCUGUUUACAACAACCAAUAUGAGUUUGAAGCACAGAUUCAGCUCUUGAUAAACCAGCUUCGUGACACGCACGUCACUCUCAAUGCCGGAGCUUUGUCAGCAUUCUCUUUCGUCGCCUCAUUUGGUCUUGUAAGUGCGUCGAUUGACGGCAAGCAAGCCCCGGAAAUCUACCUUGAUCAGGACCUGUACGAGGCUUGGGCAAUCAACGAAUACAAAGCGUCGCCUGUGACCCAUAUCAACGGGGUUGACGUGAUCGAAUAUCUGGAACUCUUUGCCGAACAGAACUCCCAAGGCUUCUUAGAACCACAUGCCGACUGGAACGCGAUAAUGAACAGCCCUGCGCUCAAUAUCCAGGGUCUUCCGAGUACAUUCCAAUCGGCAACGCUUUACCCCGGGAAUGGAAUCUUUUCCGAUGCGCUCAACUUCACCCUCCAAAAUACCACUGUGGUCGAGACCAUUUGGUGGGCCGUUUGUGUCGACUGUAAGGAAACAGGACCUCUUACCACUGGUGGCGAUUUUUACAACUACUUUGUUCUCGGAUUCCUGCCAGAAAGCUAUCGUGAAGGCGAAGAGUGGUGGCCAACCCUCGAAGACAAGUUUCUCUCUUCAACGGACGACAGCGUCAGUACUUUCAACUUCACAGCGGAACUGGAAAAGUAUUGUAUGGCAGGAGCCCGAUCGAGCCAAAACUGGUGCAUGGACAGCUUUGCCGCAUACCCGAAUAAUCCCAUGACCGUCCAAGCCGAUCUUUCUGUCAUAGGAGGAGGUAUUGUAUCUAGCUAUAUGUUAGAUGGAGCGUCCACCGCCAUCCUGAGCAUACCUUCGUUCUAUCAAAAUGGUAUUGACACGUCCAACUUUCGCCAAGCGAUUCGCGACUUUAUCGGUAACGCAUCACAAAGCCAGGCUUCCCGUGUCAUUAUCGAUCUGCAACAAAACUCUGGAGGUCUUGUGUUUCUCGCCUACGAUACAUUCAAGCAGUUCUUUCCGAAUCUCGAGCCCAAUGGUGCAAGCCGCCAACGCAGCCAUGAAUUGAGCGAUUCUCUCGGUGAAGCCUACACCGAGUGGUGGGACCGGUCAGGCCGCGACCAGACGGAUUCCUACAAUUGGGCGUCGAGCGAGUGGAUCGUCACUAAUCGCAUCAACGCCGCUACUGGGAAAACUUUCUCGUCUUGGGACGAGUUUUACGGUCCAGAGAUUAGCAACGGCGACACGUUCUCGGGGAGUCAGCAAUACAAUUUGUCUGAUGAAAAUUUCGACUAUUCCGCCUUUGGUGACUUACCAUACGGAUACGAUCCAAGCGACCCGAUAACCAAUACAUCACCACCUUGGGCUCCUGAGCAGAUUGUCAUCCAGACUGACGGUCUCUGUGCCUCUGCAUGCGCUGUGUUUGUCGAGUUCAUGACCCACGAAGCCGGAGUCAAAACCAUCGUCGUUGGUGGUCAGCCUAAGCCCGGCCCGAUGCAAGCAGUCGGCGGCACUCGAGGCGCUGCCGCAUACUCUGCUGACGCCCUCGACUUCGAUUUUGACGAAGGACUAGAGGAUUCGCCUGUCGAAAAGCCCGAAGUCGUUUCGCAACUGCCCGACCGAACGGAUACAGGAAUGUGGAUCAACUACGCCGGUUUCACAAUCAGGAAUCAAGUUCGUGGCACCGAAUUCACACCCCUGCAAUUCCAAUACCAAGCUGCCGAUUGUCGUAUAUACUACACGCUGGAGACGAUCUACAACAUGACUCAACUUUGGGACUACACCGCCCGUGCAACAUGGGAUGACCAGACUCUUUGUGUUCAGGAUUCCACAGGGUACCCAACGGCCCGCAAUAAUACAUCGGCCAAAUCGCCCCCACCAGCCAGAUCAGCCGCACUGGCAGUCUACGACUUCUCGCCGCCGCCCAUCGCUAAUAACAUAACGUUUGCGAUUCUCGACGGCCAUGGCGAGAACAAAAGGAAAGCUGUAAAGGCUGCCAUUGUGAUUAUAUGA
Molecule: messenger RNA, 2094 nt
Organism: Alternaria arbusti
Lineage: Eukaryota; Fungi; Ascomycota; Dothideomycetes; Pleosporales; Pleosporaceae
Exons: 2
Coding region: 1-2094 (697 amino acids)
Biological process (GO): proteolysis
Molecular function (GO): serine-type peptidase activity
Source: RefSeq, a predicted model, not a curated record